Adineta ricciae is the source of this 837-nucleotide messenger RNA. The record is from the annotation of a GenBank genome assembly. Lineage: Eukaryota; Metazoa; Rotifera; Eurotatoria; Adinetida; Adinetidae.
AUGAAAACAGUCACAGACACAAAUGGUAUUACUCAUUCGUUGGUUUGGGAUUUUGAAUUAUCAUUUUUCGAUCAACAGAAGUUCUUGACCAUCGAAAAACUUAUGUAUGACUGGUGGUGGCUAAGCAUUCCAUAUGCUCUUUUAUACAUAAUUGCAAUCUUUGUUGGUCGUGCUUGGAUGGUUAGACGAAAUGCGAAAUUCGAACUGAGAACAUCACUGGUCCUUUGGAACACAUUUUUAACAAUCUUUAGUUUUUGGGGUGCCAGCCGAUGUGUGCCUGAACUGAUACAUAGUUUAAUUCAUCAUGGAUUUUGGUACUCAGUAUGUGAUCCAAGUUAUAAGGAAGGAAUAACUGGCUUAUGGGCAUGGUUAUUUAUGUUAUCAAAAGUUCCCGAAACGCUUGACACAUUGUUUAUUGUUCUUCGCCGACAACAAUUGAUCUUUCUCCAUUGGUAUCAUCAUGCAUCCGUGCUGAUUUAUUGCUUUUAUAGUUAUGCGUAUUUUGUUUCUACUGGUCGAUGGUUUGUAUCAAUGAACUAUUGUGUUCAUACGAUUAUGUAUGGAUAUUUUGCAUUACGUGCUGCUCGUAUUCGUCUACCUCGAUCUUUACAACAAUUUAUUACCAUUCUUCAACUGAUUCAAAUGGUUAUUGGUUGUACUGUGAAUAUUGCUGCAUUCUAUCACAAACAAGAUGGAUAUUCAUGUGCGACUUCCUAUGUCAACAUCAAAAUAUCAUUAGCAAUGUAUCUAUCAUAUCUAAUACUUUUCGCACAUUUCUUUUAUACAAGUUAUAUUUGUAAAAGUUCAGAGAAGAAAUCGAAAGAGAAAGAUAACUGA